AAAAUCAACAAGACUCCACUACCACCAACACAGAAAAUCAAGAAGACUCCACUACCACGAACACAGAAAAUCAACAAGACUCCACUACCAACACAGAAAACCAACAAUACUUCACUACCACCAACACAGAAAACCAACAAGACUUUACUACCACCAAUACAGAAAACCAACAAGACUCCAUUACCACCAACACAGAAACCAACAAGACUCCACUACCAACAACACAGAAAACCAAGAAAACUCCACUACCAACAACACAGAAAACCAACAAGACUCAACUACCACCAAUACAGAAAACCAACAAGACUCAACUACCACCAAUACAGAAAACCAACAAGACUCAACUACCACCAAUACAGAAAACCAACAAGACUCCACUACCACCAAUACAGAAAACCAAGAAGACUCUACUACCAACAACACAGAAAACCAAGAAGAAUCUACUAACAACAACACAGAAAACCAACAAGACUCAACUACCACCAAUACAGAAAACCAACAAGACUCUACUACCAACAACACAGAAAACCAACAUGACUCCACUACCACCAACACAGAAAACCAACAAGACUCUACUACCAACAACACAGAAAACCAACAAGACUCCACUACCACCAACACAGAAAACCAAGAAGACUCCUCUACCACCAACACAGAAAACCAACAAGAUUCUACUACCAACAACACAGAAAACCAACAAGACUUCACUAUCAACAACACAGAAAACCAACAAGACUCAACUACCACCAAUACAGAAAACCAACAAUACUUCACUACCAACAACACAGAAAACCAACAAGACUCAACUACCACCAAUACAGAAAACCAACAAUACUUCACUACCACCAACACAGAAAACCAACAAGACUCAACUACCACCAAUACAGAAAACCAACAAGACUCCACUACCACCAACAGCAAUUGUAAUAAUUCCCUAA
This is a messenger RNA of Limulus polyphemus (Atlantic horseshoe crab), 938 nucleotides long. RefSeq names its product myb-like protein V. The annotation marks the transcript as partial. The record is from RefSeq and is a predicted model, not a curated record. The transcript has a single exon. NCBI's taxonomy places the organism in Eukaryota, Metazoa, Arthropoda, Merostomata, Xiphosura, Limulidae.